AUGAGGAAGCCAGAGGCCUCUGGGAAGAACAUCGUCAGUAAUAAUAACAAGUUCAGAAAGGGCUUGUGGUCACCAGAGGAAGAUGACAAACUCAUGAGCUACAUGGUAAACAACGGGCAAGGUUGUUGGAGUGAUGUAGCAAGGAAUGCUGGUUUGCAGAGAUGUGGCAAGAGUUGCCGGCUUCGUUGGAUAAAUUACUUGAGACCUGAUCUCAAGAGGGGUGCAUUUUCACCCCAAGAAGAAGAGAUGAUCAUCCAUUUGCAUUCCCUUCUUGGCAAUAGGUGGUCUCAAAUUGCGGCUCGCUUACCAGGAAGAACCGACAAUGAAAUCAAGAAUUUUUGGAAUUCAACGAUAAAGAAAAGAAUAAAGAAUCUGCAGUCAUCUAACGCCUCACCAAACACGAGUGAUUCAUCCUCGGAGCCUAGCAAAGAUGUCGUGGGAGGGCUCACGACCAUUCAAGAACAAGGCAUUUUCUCCACGAACAUGGAUCCUUCGCUGUCAUCUUCGUCAUCGUUAACAAACUCCAUGCGAGCAAUGAUUCUAAAUACCAUGAUAGACCCCUUAUUACCCAUGCUUGAUCAUGAUCCUGGCCUAAACAUGUAUGGUGGUGCAAGUGGGUACGUAUUCAAUAGUGCAGCACCGUGCACGACUCAAGUUGGAGUACUUGACAGUGGUGAUCAUGGUUUGUAUGGGGAAGGGAUUUUUGAAGGCAUUAAUGUUGGGAUUCCUCCUUUAGAGAGUGUAAGCUGCGUGGAGGAAAAUCCAAAAACCCAAAACAUGCAGGAUAAUAACACCGACAAACACUCAUAUAGUAGUCAUGUGAAUAGUCUUAACUACAGAAACUGCAAUAGCACUAGUAAUAAUAAGACAGAUAACAUAGCUGCUGAUCAGAUGGGGAACUUUUGGCACGAAGAAGAGUUCAAAGUGGGGGAGUGGGACUUGGAAGAGUUGAUGAAAGAUGUUCUAUUGUCUGUGAAGGACCACUUCAUUGAUUAUAGUCUGGUGAGCAAAUGGCUUAUGUAUAUAUUUCUUGUCAAUGAGAGUCAGAAUUCUCUUUCACACCAUGAAUGGCCCACCAUAAGUGCUGUGAUCAACCCUCCACCUUUCAACCUCAACAAGCCAACGUCAGUUAAUACACUUGCUGGCAUGCAUGAUGCAUACGAAAGAUCUCAGACGGACACUUCAACUUCAGGGGGCGAAAACAACGAAGCUCACCCCCACUGGCCCAAAAAGAAGGAGCCGUAUAUUCCAUCUUCGUAUCCACCGUCCGAUAGAAAAUCAACAGCUCAGAUCCCCCUGCUCACUUCCCAUAUAAAUAAACGCCAAUCAAUCACCUCUCAAACCUUUCCUUCUCUUCCCUUCCCUUCCCUUCACAACUACUGUACAGAAACAGAACUGAAGACUGAAAACCGAAUCUCCCCUCACUCUCCAACGCCAUACCCAAAAAUGGCGUCGUUUGCUCUCACAUCAUCUUCUCUUUCCUUCAGCUCCCUCCCUUCUCUCAAAUCCCGGCCUCUCUCCCACCUGAGAUCCACCUCACCAAAUCCCAUCCCUUCACGUCCGAAUCUCCCAAAACUCUCUGUUGUCUCUUCCUUGCUACCAAAAUUCUCCAAAUCUAGCAUCACAACCACCACGCGGAGAAUCUCUAACGUCACAGUAAAAGCCUCGUCGGCAUCAGCAUCACCAUCACCAUCACCCCAACCUACAACAAUCACACCAGCCUCGCCACCAUGGCAAGGAGCAGCAAUGAAACCGUUACUUGCAUCAAUUGCGACAGGUGUCAUUCUCUGGUUCGUUCCUGUUCCCGCUGGAGUUACGAAACCAGCCUGGCAACUGCUCGCUAUUUUUCUUGCUACAAUAAUCGGAAUUAUCACGCAACCUUUACCGCUCGGCGCGGUAGCUUUGAUUGGUUUAGGUGCCUCAGUUUUGACUAAAACCCUCACUUUCGCCGCUGCAUUUUCCGCAUUUGGUGAUCCAAUCCCCUGGUUAAUCGCACUCGCUUUCUUCUUCGCUCGUGGAUUUAUCAAAACCGGACUUGGUAACCGAAUUGCCGCCGGCGAUUCCUUCUGUUUCUGCACGAGCAGGAGGGAUUUUUUGCCAUUAGUGAAGUCACUCUGUGUUGCUUGUGGUAGUAAUGCGGGUGAUGGGACGGAGCAUAAGCUUGGUUCGUGGUUGAUGUUAACUUGUUUCCAAACAUCAGUGAUUUCAUCUUCGAUGUUUUUGACAGCUAUGGCUGCGAAUCCUUUGAGUGCUACUUUGACGUUAAAUACAAUUAAGCAGACAAUUGGGUGGACGGAUUGGGCUAAGGCUGCGAUUGUGCCAGGAUUGGUUUCUUUGAUUGUUGUUCCUUUGAUUUUGUAUUUGGUUUAUCCGCCGACUGUUAAGAGUAGUCCUGAUGCACCUAAAUUGGCUAGGGAGAGGUUGGAGAAGAUGGGACCUAUGACUACUAAUGAGAUUAUUAUGGCUGGCACUCUGUUUCUCACGGUGGGACUCUGGAUUUUUGGAGGGAUGCUGAAUGUGGAUGCUGUUACUGCUGCUAUUCUUGGAUUGUCUGUCCUCCUAACCACUGGCGUUGUGACGUGGAAGGAGUGUUUAGCUGAAUCAGUUGCUUGGGAUACCCUGACAUGGUUUGCUGCCCUCAUUGCCAUGGCUGGAUACCUUAACAAAUAUGGUCUCAUCUCCUGGUUCAGCCAAACUGUAGUUAAGUUUGUUGGUGGACUUGGUCUAUCGUGGCAGCUAUCUUUCGGCAUUUUGGUUCUCCUCUACUUCUACUCCCACUACUUCUUUGCCAGUGGUGCAGCUCACAUUGGUGCCAUGUUUACAGCAUUCCUGUCUGUUGCCAGUGCUCUAGGUACUCCUCCAUAUUUUGGAGCCAUGGUGCUCUCCUUCCUUUCCAACCUCAUGGGUGGCCUUACACACUAUGGAAUUGGAUCCGCACCUGUUUUCUAUGGUGCCAACUAUGUACCUUUAGCUAAAUGGUGGGGCUAUGGGUUCCUCAUAUCCGUUGUCAACAUUAUCAUCUGGCUUGGGGUUGGAGGAGUUUGGUGGAAGUUCAUUGGCUUGUGGUAG
Messenger RNA from Dovyalis caffra, 3069 nucleotides. The record is from the annotation of a GenBank genome assembly. NCBI's taxonomy places the organism in Eukaryota, Viridiplantae, Streptophyta, Magnoliopsida, Malpighiales, Salicaceae.